AUGUCCACCUCGACGGCCCACGCCAGUGUCCUCACCCCCUCCGAGGAGAUCCCCGCCAAUGCGGUCCACGUCAAGGGCCCCGACUUUGAGAAGCCCGUCGACCUGACCGAUCUCCUGAAGUCAUACGAGACCAUCGGCUUCCAGGCCACUGGUAUGGCCCGUGCUAUCCAGAUUGUGGAAGAGAUGCGCAAGCAGCGUGAGAACACCGAGGAGCCCCUCACCCUCUUCCUUGGCUACACCUCGAACCUCAUCUCGUCCGGCCUCCGCGAGAUCAUCCUCUUCCUUGCCAAGAACAAGCUCAUCGACGCCCUUGUGACCACCGCUGGCGGUGUCGAGGAGGACUUUGUCAAGUGCCUUGGCUCCACCAUUCUUGGCGAGUUCCACCUCGACGGUGCCGGUCUCCGCAAGAAGGGUCUCAACCGUAUCGGCAACCUCCUGGUUCCCAACUCGAACUACUGUUCGUUUGAGGACUGGGUCAUGCCCAUCCUUGACGAGAUGGUCAAGGAGCAGGAGGGUCCCGAGAAGGAGCACUGGACUCCUAGCAAGGUUAUCAACCGUCUCGGCAAGGAGAUCAACAACGAGGAGAGCGUCUACUACUGGUGUUGGAAGAACGACAUUCCCGUGUUCUGCCCCGCCCUUACCGACGGCUCGCUCGGCGACAUGAUGUACUUCCACUCGUACAAGGCGGACCCGGCUCUCAACGUUGACAUUGUCGGCGACAUCCGCCGUCUCAACGACAUGAGCGUCAAGGCCAAGCAGGCUGGUAUGAUUGUCCUCGGUGGUGGUGUGUGCAAGCACCAGAUCGCCAACGCCAUGCUUUUCCGCAACGGUGCCGACUACGCUGUCUACAUCAACACCGGCCAGGAGUACGAUGGUUCGGACUCUGGCGCUCGUCCUGACGAGGCCGUCUCGUGGGGCAAGAUUCGUGCCAACGCACAGAGCGUCAAGGUGUACGCGGACGCGACACUCGUCUUCCCGCUCGUCGUUGCCGCCACCUUCGGUAAAGCCCACUGGGCCAAGCAGGCCGAGCAGGACAAGACCCAGGCUUGA
Apiotrichum porosum is the source of this 1050-nucleotide messenger RNA. RefSeq names its product Deoxyhypusine synthase (gene DYS1). Lineage: Eukaryota; Fungi; Basidiomycota; Tremellomycetes; Trichosporonales; Trichosporonaceae. The transcript is spliced from 5 exons. The coding region runs from base 1 to 1050 and encodes 349 amino acids. Gene Ontology annotation, cellular component: cytoplasm. Gene Ontology annotation, biological process: peptidyl-hypusine biosynthetic process. The record is from RefSeq and is a predicted model, not a curated record. Gene Ontology annotation, molecular function: deoxyhypusine synthase activity.